Molecule: messenger RNA, 699 nt
Organism: Cutaneotrichosporon oleaginosum
Lineage: Eukaryota; Fungi; Basidiomycota; Tremellomycetes; Trichosporonales; Trichosporonaceae
Source: RefSeq, a predicted model, not a curated record
AUGUCUAUCAUCAACAGGCGCAAGCGCAAGCUCGCCGAGGAAAUCCUUCCUUGGCCCAUCAAGCGCGCUCGCCGCGGAAAUCCCAUGUUCACCUCUCGCGAGACCCCCAUGACCACUUACUACAAGGUUCCGGAAGCGGCCCCUCCUCCCCCCGUCAUCGACUGGGCGACGUGCAACCUCAUCUCCUACAGGCUCAUCUUCGAGAACGCCCUCGAGCACCUAGACAAAGCGACGCUCCUCGCGCUCCGCCUAGUGUGCAAGCCCUUGCGCAUGCUCGUGGACCUCGAGCUCGCGCAGCACCUCGAGCUGCACGAGGUGCCGAUCCACCCCGCGUUCGCCACCUGCUUCAGCGAGCCCGGCAAGGACGGCCGCCCGCAGGUCCACGUCCACGUCCCCGCAGACCCAACGCCCAAGGUCCCCGCGGAUCCCGCGGCAGUGGCCGCCAACGAAGCGCGCCGCGACCACAUGGUGCACCUGUGCAACAACGUCCGCGCCGUCGACUUGUUCGACGGCGCAGACUUGAGCCUCCUCGAGUUCAUGCCCCAGGUCCGCGUCAUCCGCACCGCCAUUCCCCAGGAGACCAAGGCCGAAGUCGAGCGCCUCCGCGACUACCUCGUCGACACGCCGCCCGUGCUCGCCCCGCGCCGCGACCCUGAGCCGUCGACCGGCUCGUACUUCCCCCGCAUGCCCGAGGUGUAG